Molecule: messenger RNA, 1683 nt
Organism: Chelonia mydas (Green sea turtle)
Lineage: Eukaryota; Metazoa; Chordata; Testudines; Cheloniidae
Gene: MRPS9
Product: mitochondrial ribosomal protein S9
Exons: 11
Coding region: 304-1416 (370 amino acids)
Biological process (GO): translation
Cellular component (GO): mitochondrial small ribosomal subunit; ribosome
Molecular function (GO): RNA binding; structural constituent of ribosome
Source: RefSeq, a predicted model, not a curated record
CCAUUUGGAAUGAACAAGGCGGCUUGAGAGCGACACAGCGCCCGACAAAAGGAAACUCGCCCACAGGCGCGCGCCCCCUCGCCCGCUGUCCCGCCAGGAUCACGUGAGACUAACAAAUCCCGCCUUUCGCCAACAAUCCUCAGCGCGAGGGCGGCCGUUUCUUGGCCAAGCGCCUCCCCUUACAAGCGUCAAGUGGCAACAGUGCGCUUGCGCCAAUCCCAGCUGUUUUCUCUCCGCUUCCCGCGGCUCCUCCCCACCCCGAUCAGCCUGGCUCAGGGACGCUGACAGUCUCGAGCCGCAAACAUGGCGGCUGCCGUUAGGCGCGUGCUGCGAGCGAGCCGCGGCUGGAGCGCGGCGCUCAGAGCCCCAGAGGCGCCGCGCGCACAGACAUUAAGACUAAUCUAUACCACUACAGCAGUGCAGAAGAGAAACAUUGCAGCCUCAGGACCUGAAAAGUAUACAGAGGCUUUUAUUAAAAACCAGACUGAAGAGUUCAACCUAGGAAAAAGACAUUUAGCCAACAUGAUGGGGGAAGAUCCAGAAACUUUUACCCAAGAGGAUAUUGAUAAAGCUAUUGCCUACCUCUUUCCCUCUGGCUUAUUUGAGAAAAGGGCCAGGCCUAUAAUGAAGCAUCCCACUGAAAUUUUUCCAAAACAAAGAGCAAUCCAAUGGGGAGAAGAUCACCGUCCAUUUCACUUUCUCUUUUAUACUGGCAAGCAGUCAUUUUAUUCAUUAAUGCAUGAAAUAUAUGGGAAACUGCUAGACAUUCAGAAAUAUCAAGACCACUUGAGAGGCCAAGGCUUGCUUGCUGAGAACAGAAAACAAAUAAACCUGAUUGGCAGCAGAUGGCUGAUUAAGGAGGAAUUGGAAGAAAUGUUAGUGGAAAAACUGUCAGAUCACGAUUAUUCGAUGUGUAUUCAGCUGCUAGAAAGAUUAGUGACGUUGUCAUGUUGUGGCAUCGAAGAAGAGUAUGUGCUAAAGUUUCGCAAAGAGCUAGCUAUACAAUUAAAAAAGGUGGUGAUUGAGCCCCUGCAAUAUGAUGACCAAGGAGUGGCCUUCAGCACUGGGGAAGGCAAAAGAAAGACUUCGCGAGCAUCUGCAGUAGUUUAUGACAAUGGAAGCGGAAAAAUUACAGUGAACGGAGUAGAUUAUUUAUGUUAUUUUCCAGUGAUGCAAGACAGAGAACAGUUAAUGUUCCCUUUCCAGUUCCUUGAUAGACUUGGAAAACAUGAUAUGGUCUGUACCGUCUCUGGUGGAGGGAGGUCCUCACAGGCUGGAGCAAUCCGUUUAGCCUCUGCGAGAGCCCUGUGUAGUUUCAUCACUGAAAAUGAAGUGGAAUUUAUGAGGCAAGUGAAUGCUGUACUUCAUAAAAUGACUCUCUUCAUGUUGUCCUGUAGCUGGACUACUGACAGCUGAUCCACGUAUCAGGGAACGAAAGAAGCCUGGUCAGGAAGGAGCCCGCAGGAAGUUCACCUGGAAAAAACGCUAAGUCUAACUGGAGCAGAUGUUAUAAGUUAUGCGUUACAACAGUUUCAAAACAUCACCAACUGUAUGAUUUCUUUACAAUCACUGUUGUGUAAAUAUAUCUGGUAAUUUUUUUUGUUUCUAAUUAUUGUGGUUUUCCUCUUUUAAAAAAUUAAUUUCUUUUAAGUUGUAGUCACUUGUUAAAAAAUUUUAAAAGUU